Messenger RNA from Arachis stenosperma, 666 nucleotides. RefSeq lists its product as uncharacterized. The record is from RefSeq and is a predicted model, not a curated record. Bases 1 to 666 code for a protein of 221 amino acids. Lineage: Eukaryota; Viridiplantae; Streptophyta; Magnoliopsida; Fabales; Fabaceae. Gene Ontology annotation, molecular function: zinc ion binding; nucleic acid binding. The transcript is spliced from 2 exons.
AUGAAUGCUGUGGCUCCUUUGGAGAUUCGAAUCUUCUCCGAUCUUGUGAACAAGGCGAGAGUUAUUGAGGAAUGUGCAAAGACGGUAGCCUCGUCAAGGGACACUCAUGGAGGAAACACUAGUCGGGGAUGUGGCAAACGUUUUCAUCUAUAUUACUUUUGCAAGAUUGGUAUAAGUGGUUGCUUCAACUGUGGUUUGCUUGGUCACAUUGCGAGAGAUUGCACUCGUGGGAAGAACCCAAAUACGGGUCAGAGUCAACACCAAGGGCGAGUAUUUACUGUGAACGCCAAAGAUGCUGCUAAGGCGGAUCCGUUGAUGAGAGGUAUAUGUUUAAUUGGUGAUAAAACCUUAGUUGCGUUAUAUGAUACUGGAGCUUCACAUUCGUUUAUUUCAUUUGACAAAGUUGAGGAGCUAGGCUUGAAAGUGUUAGAAUUAGCAUUUGAAUUGCAUGUACCUACUCUGCGUCAGACGGUUAUGACUAGGUCAGGUUGUAGACAAGUAGGUUUUAAACUUGAGGGUAGAGACUUUGUGCAUGACUUGAUUUGUUUACCAAUGGUUGGGUUGGAGAUUAUUUUGGGAUUUGAUUGGUUGUCAAAGAAUCGGGUUUAUUGGAUUGUUUUGAGCGGUCAAUUUAGUUUAUGCCGGAAGGAGAAAAUAGAGCAGUAG